Rhagoletis pomonella (apple maggot) is the source of this 1583-nucleotide messenger RNA. Its product is annotated as neuropeptides capa receptor-like. The transcript is spliced from 7 exons. Gene Ontology annotation, cellular component: plasma membrane. The coding region runs from base 30 to 1583 and encodes 517 amino acids. NCBI's taxonomy places the organism in Eukaryota, Metazoa, Arthropoda, Insecta, Diptera, Tephritidae. Gene Ontology annotation, molecular function: neuromedin U receptor activity. The record is from RefSeq and is a predicted model, not a curated record. Gene Ontology annotation, biological process: neuropeptide signaling pathway.
GACAAUUACAAACCUAAAAAUCUUACGAAAUGAAUCUGUUUGCGCCAAUUGUAAAUCUAACCACCGAUCUCCCCACCAGCCACGCCAAUGAGAGCAGCUUUUUGCUCUCCAGCAAUUUGUACAACGAAACUUUCAAUAACAGCAGCGCUCUUCUGGAGCAACGUUUUGUCAAUAGUACGGACAUUGGCUACUUCGACAACUAUAUCAAUAGCAGCAGCGAGAAUGCGCUCAACCAACUAAUCAACAAUAUCAGCACCAAUAUAUAUGAUUUCAGUAAACAAUUACUGACCACAGUCAUCAAUGCAAAUGCAAAUGUUAACGCUAUACCCGCCGCCACCAACACAUUGCACAUCCUACCACCGGUGGCACCACCGACAACCAGCGCGCACAAUACCACCAGUUAUGCUAAUAGUUUUGGCAGUGAAAAUGUGGCAAACCACAAUGUGUCAUUUCCUCUGCCUCAAUGGCAGUUUAAUGCCACAAAUCUAUCGUCAACGAUUGCCGUCGAAGGCGCGGGCAGAGCUGAGAGCAGUGUACUCGAUUGGGCUGCAGUAAGCGUGAAGGAUGUGAGUAAAGCUGCUGAUUCUUGGGUGCCAAAUACACAAACCAUUUACAAUAAUUUCGAUGAGGAGGAUUUUGAUGGCAUGGGGCCAUGUCAUCCGGAUAAUCCGAAUUUCAAUUGCACACAGACUGAAUUUGUGAAGUUUUUGCUGGGACCGCAAACAUUGCCGCUAUACAAAGUGCUGUUGAUCACAAUAAUCUUUGGAGGCAUUUUCAUCACCGGCAUGCUGGGUAAUAUUCUGGUUUGUGUUGUUAUUGUACGACAUCCCACCAUGCAUACAGCCACAAAUUAUUAUCUAUUUAGUCUGGCAGUUUCGGAUCUAAUAUAUUUGCUUUUUGGUUUACCUGCGGAAAUAUUUUUAUAUUGGCAUCAAUAUCCCUACCUGUUCGGACUGCCCUUCUGCAAGAUACGUGCGUUCAUUUCAGAAGCUUCGACGUACGUCUCCGUGCUCACCAUCGUCGCCUUCUCCAUGGAACGCUUCCUCGCCAUUUGCCAUCCAUUGCAUUUGUAUGCGAUGAGCGGCUUCAAGCGUGCAGUUCGUAUUAUUGCCGCCCUUUGGAUUAUAAGCUUAAUAAGCGCCAUUCCGUUUGGUCUGUGUACGGACAUAGAGUAUUUGACUUAUCCCCUCACCGACGCAAAAAUACCCGAAUCCGCCUUUUGCAGUAUGGUUGAUUAUCCUGAAAGUUUCCCUUUAUUUGAGCUGUCCUUCUGCGUUUUCUUCGUUAUACCGAUGUUGCUGAUUAUAAUCUUGUAUGGCAAGAUGGGCGCGCAGAUACGUUUCAGCACCACGUUGCAAUUGGGUGUUCAACAAGGCUCUAUGCAUCGUGAAUCUCGACAUCAGCAGUCGCGUAAAGCGGUUAUCCGCAUGUUGGCCGCUGUUGUCGUAACAUUUUUCAUAUGUUGGCUGCCAUUUCAUAUGCAGCGUCUUUGGUUCCUCUAUGCCAAGGAAAACAACAAUUUCCAAGAGAUAAACGAAUGGAUGUUCUCUAUUGCCGGCUUCACCUACUAUGUGUCGUGGUAA